Pisolithus orientalis is the source of this 390-nucleotide messenger RNA. RefSeq lists its product as uncharacterized. Gene Ontology annotation, biological process: rRNA processing. Lineage: Eukaryota; Fungi; Basidiomycota; Agaricomycetes; Boletales; Pisolithaceae. The coding region runs from base 1 to 390 and encodes 129 amino acids. The transcript is spliced from 5 exons. The record is from RefSeq and is a predicted model, not a curated record. Gene Ontology annotation, molecular function: DNA binding; peptidyl-prolyl cis-trans isomerase activity.
AUGGGGAAGAAUAAAUCAGGUUCGAACGAGAAGAAGGGAAAUGCAAGCAAGACUACAGCAGAGCCAUCCGAGAGCAAGGGUAAGGGAUCACUGAAGCCCGCUACUGCUGUCAACGUCCGUCAUGUACUCUGCGAGAAACAUUCCAGAGCGACGGAAGCUUUGGAAAAAAUCCAGGGGGGACAACGAUUCGAUAAGGUCGCUCAGGAGUAUUCUGAAGACAAAGCCAAAGCUGGCGGUAGCCUGGGUUGGAUGACACGAGGAUCUAUGGUCGGUGCUUUUCAAGAUGCAGCAUUUGCUUUACAACCCUCAACUGUCGACAAACCGAUCCUUUCGCCGCUGGUGAAAACGAAUUUCGGCUACCACAUCAUUAUGGUCGAGGGUAGACGAUGA